Papilio machaon (common yellow swallowtail) is the source of this 818-nucleotide messenger RNA. Its product is annotated as trypsin CFT-1. NCBI's taxonomy places the organism in Eukaryota, Metazoa, Arthropoda, Insecta, Lepidoptera, Papilionidae. The coding region runs from base 12 to 818 and encodes 268 amino acids. The record is from RefSeq and is a predicted model, not a curated record. Gene Ontology annotation, molecular function: serine-type endopeptidase activity. Gene Ontology annotation, biological process: proteolysis. The transcript has 4 exons.
UUAUAAAAGUUAUGCUGCCGUAUGUUUUACAUCAGUAUCUGUUAGAAAUGUGGACAUUGUCUCUAGUUACUGUUCUUGCCGUUGGCAUUGCGGCCGUUACAGGCCAAAAGGACUUUAAUGUAAUCGUAGGAGGAGUAGAAACUUCAAUUGAAAAUCACCCGUACACAGCAGCGCUUUUGUACACCGCGGACUUGGCAUUCUACACUCAAACUUGUGUUGGCGCUGUUCUUAACAGCAGGGCUGUGUUGUCCACUGCACAUUGUUUCUAUGGAGAUGAAACUUAUUUAUGGCGAAUACGCGUUGGUUCUAACUACGCCAACAGUGGUGGCAUCGUUCACAUCAUUUCCCGUAUCAUUAACCAUCCCGACUUCCACACUUUCUAUUACGAAAAUGACAUAGCUGUAUUGCACUCCGUCUCGGUGUUGACCAGCAAUAACGUUCGCCCCGCCAGCAUCGCAGGACCCAAUUACAUCGUCCCAGACACACAACCACUUUUGGCUGUGGGAUGGGGCAAAAGCUCAGCUAACGCAACAGCUUCUGAGAGGAUGAGACAGAUUCAAGUAAAUUACAUCAACAUGAACACGUGCAGAAGCAUUUACGUCAUACUUGCAAUGUACCCCACAACGGACAUGAUGUGCUCCGGUUGGCUCGACACGUACCGAGGCAAGGAGUGCCAGGGCGAAGCGGGCGGCCCCGUGCUACACAACAACGUCAUCGUCGGCGUCACAUCAUGGGGCCGGCAAUGCGUCCUCAACCACUACCCCGGGAUCAGCACUCGCAUCUCUAAUUACACUUCUUGGAUUCAAGCUAACGCGUAA